CGGCUUGCUCUGAAGCCUCGGCGCGUAUUGAUAGCUUUAACCAGCCAGAGUCGUAGCGCGAACGACAGACUAUGGAGACCAGAGCGUGGGUCAAGCAGCUCGUGGGCUCGGCUCUCGCAGUUCCGAAUGCUGAUGUACUCGAUUCAGUCUUGGACGGCUCCGAGUUUGAUCGGUUCCUGAACGACGGAACACAGCAGUUACUGUUGAUUGCGUUCGAUGAAAAGGUCUUUCUUGAUGAGAAUAGGAAUGCUCGGUUGCUCUCCGAUCUGGACUCGAUACCAAGCGCAGCCGCUCGAUGCGUGGCAUUAGGCAGGACGCAGCCUGUCGCACUGACCCCGGAGAACAUAUCCGACAUAUUACAAGUUACCGGUCUCUCUGAUUCACCCACAAACGCCUUGUACCGGUCUAUCCACGCCAUCUUUGCGCCCAUCUUUCUCAAUUCCCGAUGGUCCAUCGACGCCAGAUUACAAAACCUGAUCAGUGAGCUCGAUUAUGGGCUCGCGAGUGCAGUUAGAAAAGGAGCGACCAACAGUGUACACGGGGCUGAUGAGUCGGAUUUCAAGCACAUACACACCCUGGAUGAUGAGUUUCUAUAUUGGGUCGACCUAGCGGCGGAUUCGACAUUGGGAAAGGCCCAAAGGUCUCGCGCCGAAUCAUUCAAACAAUUAUUGCAGCCGCUCAAGGUCGAGUUCGAUAAGAUGAGCUCCACGGCGCUCUCGGAUACGGGGGAGCUCGUGGAACAGGCGCAGGACGUGCUGGAUGAGCUAUGGCGGCAGAUGGAUCAUGCGUCAUAUAGGGAAGAUCGUAUGGUGCACCUGCUCGAGGUCACCACGGAGCAAAUUAUAUCCAAGAUUCGUGGGGAUUUGGCACAAGCGAGGGUGUUGACCAACCUCGACACAAAGGUGAAGGAUGACCUUAAAGAGUCGUUGGUGAUUCUCGGGGCGUGGAAAUCGGCGCAUUUCAAUUUGACGGGACGGCUUUGGCCGCACAACACCUCGAAUAAGUGGAACGGUCCGGCGUAUGAAAGCGAUCAACUCUCAUUAUUUAGUACGAGAUUACGAGAGAUCCAAGAUAUCCGCGGGACGCACGAACUGCUGUCACAGCUGCUAACGGACGACGAGCAGAAGGGGCUGAGGGAGGCAUUGGCCACCCUAGAGAAAGCACAUCCGCUGAAUGUCAACACAUACGCCCAAUCAGCUUGGCAGAAUGCCGUUCUAGUGUUCACGAAAGCUUUAAGUCCGGUCGAGCAUCGAGCAGCGACGGCCUUACGUGCACUGUUUGCUGGUCUGCAGGGGAGUCCAGGGCAGUUGCUACGCGAAUUUCAGAGAUACGCCGAUCUUCUCAAGAGGGAUACGAUCUCGAGAGAGCUUGCUUCCGAGAAAGAAUCGUUAGUUCGCCAAUUGAUCAACCAAUUGCAAGGUGUUGAGGCAUCGUUCAAAGAAAGGCAGAUAAAUGCGAAGGAGCCGAAAGGCAGAAAUGUUCCCAACUUUCUAAGGCGGCUAACGUGGACUAGGCAAGCGAUCAUCAAGAUCGAGGAGCAUACGGCCUUCAUGGAAGAAGGCAUUGACGGGCGAUCAGCCUAUAGAGAUGCGUCACAGUCUUUGCAUGAUAGCUUGCGCAAAUACGAACAGGAGCUGUUCGCGGACUGGUUGGCCGACGUCGAGGUUGCCAUGUCAGAUCGAGAGGGGUUUCUUGCGCCAGAUCGAGGGGGCAAGAUGAUGGAGAUCGAAGAAUCUAACGGGAAGCUGCGAGUGCACUACAGUGAUCAGACGUUGACACUGAUAAAAGAGGUUCGACAGCUACUGUCGAUGGGAUUCGCCGUACCCACGCAGGUUCAGCAGAUUGCGGAGAACGCCCAGAAGUAUUACAGACAUGGCGUCGUUCUCAAACAAGUGGCACAGUUUUACAACACGAUCGAACAGCAGAUGCUGCCUUCACAACAAGCCAUGUUGCUGGAUUCGGCUCUUGCUUUCGAAAGGUUAAUCAAGAGCCCGACCGGGGAUGCUGGUGCUGUCAUCAGCGAACGAAAAGGCUCGUGGAAUCCACCAAGCCAGCUCGAAGGCUACAUCACUCAGAUCCAGCUGGCGGCCGACAAAUUGACUUUGAUGAAUCGUAGAUUACGGAAACUUCAUUCGGCUGUGUGCGACCAAGUCAUAGGGCUGAUGGGAGUCGACCUGGUCAGAGGACAAUCGAAGUGGAAAGACGCUUUAAGCAACAUCCGAACUAUGAUCGCAUCUGUUCAGGAGCAUGGGAUUCGCAUGCAGGACACUUUGACAUGGCGGAACCAUUGGGACUAUCAACUAUACAAGGCCUUGGAGUAUCAAUACAAAGUUGGUUUGGAGAACUUGCACGUCUACCUCCCCGAAAUCAAAAUCGACUUGCAGUACAAACAAGCACGCAUGCAGUUCCGUCCGCCAUUUGAAGACGUACGAGCGAAGUAUUACAGGGAGAUGAAGAAGUUUAUCAAUGUCCCUGCCACAUUCAAAGGCCUCAGUGACAAUCAGAUCUUCAAACACAUGAUUGAUUCCAAUGCGUCCGCCCUGGUAUCCGUCUAUCAGAGGGCGGACAAGUUGUUCGAAAAUCUCGCCAAGGUAGAGGACAUCUUCAAGGAUUGGGUCAUUCUGGGAACCGUCGAUCUCGAUCAGUUUGUCGAAGAUGUUCUGCUGGAUGUUCCCGAUUACGAGGAGAACUUUCGCGUGAUCAAGCUGAAAGGAAAAGAGUCGGAGGUCUUGCCGACAGAGGUGAAGGUUGACUGUAUCACCAUCUCGACUUUGCCGAUCAAGUCCGCUAUUGAUGACCAUCUCCAACGGAUGUUUGACGCUAUGGUUAGCGGGCUGAGGAAGGCUGUUCUUCGGCAUAUGGCAGUCAUCGACGAAUUCACCACGAAAGGUUCCGAGACGCUGAGUCAAAGGCCACAGACACUGGCGGAAAUAGGGCAAGCUAACACUCGCCAUGAAGAAUUGGCAGCCUCUCAGGCAGAGAUCCGGAGCAAUUUUGAGUCGGCAGACGCUAAAAACCGACUUCUCAAGGCCGUGUCAGGUUCCGGAAUCGAUGUCUCGGGAAUACAAGCUCGCUGGAACAAGUUGGAGAUCAUGCUCGAGUCUCAUGACAUCAUGAUCAAAGAGCAAGUCGACCUUCUGCGCACGCAAAUAGAUGGAAGAUGCCAAGCGUUCGUCACAGAUGUGACCAAAUUCACGCAAAGAUGGCAGCAGCUGAAGCCAAGCUUUACCGAUGCGUCCGCCUUCGACACGGCGCCUCAAAAUUUGGCAUUCGUGAAAGAUAGGAGCACGGAACUUGCGGAAAUGCAAAAGACCGCUGAGAAAAUCAAAAGCGAUUCUGCUCACUUUGGGGUUGAGGCGCCCGAAUUCCCAGAACUCGAAGUCCUUGUGACUGACAUUCAUGCCACAGAGCAGAUGUGGCAGACGUACACCAACUACGUUGGCGAGAUGGAUGUAUUGCGGAAAGAGGAUUGGAUAGGCUUCCGGAAUAAGAUCCACACUUUCGAGGAUACCUUGGUGAAAUGGAUCGAAUUCUUCAAAGGAAAGCCAGGGAACCCCGUCUCAGCUCAAAUCUUACGGGAUGUCGAUAAGCAUCGCGAGACCAUCCCGGUUCUCAAAUUCUUGCGCGGUGAUUCGUGGACCACUGAGCACUGGGCAGAACUAUUCCGCAUGCUUGCCCUGCCCAGGGGAACGACGUUAUCAGAAUUGACUUUUGGGCACAUUCUCGCGGCUCAAGGCAUGGUGCUUGAGAAGAUUAACGAGAUCAAAGAACUGAAUAGCCGGGCACAAGGGGAGAUCUCCAUUCGCGAAGCAAUUCAGGAGCUGGAUAUGUGGGGUGCAAGCGCGAGUUUCUCACUUACGGACUAUCAGGAUGUGAAAGGAAACAAUGUGCAGUUGAUCAAGGACUGGAAGGACUUGCUAACGCAAGUCGGUGACAAUCAGUCUCUACUAUCCUCGCUAAAAGAUUCACCAUAUUACAAGGCUUUCGCUGACCGGGCUAUUCUGUGGGAGAAGAAGCUCUUUCAGCUGGAGGCCAAUCUCUCAAAUUUGAACUCCGUGCAACGCCGUUGGGUCUAUCUUGAGCCAAUCUUCAAUCGAGGAUCUCUUCCGAAUGAACAGCAACGAUUCGAGAGGAUUGACGCAGAGUUUCGAGCAAUUAUGGUCAAUGUGGCUCGUGACUCUAGGGUCGUGUCCUUGUUGUCUCACAUGAGCGGAAACGACGUCCUCAGCACGCUGGUCGACCAACUGGACAGGUGCCAGAAAGCUCUCAAUGAGUUCCUUGAGCAGAAGCGGGAGAAGUUUCCUCGCUUUUACUUUAUCGGGGACGAGGAUUUGUUGGAGAUCUUAGGGCAAGCGAAGAACCCUAUUGUGAUCCAGGCACACCUGAAAAAGUUGUUUGCUGGCGUCCAUUCAGUACAAUUUGACGAGGACAUCCGGAACAUUGUCGCCAUGAAAAGCAUCGAUGGAGAAACAGUGAUGCUGCGUACACCGGUCAAAAUUACCGAUGACGUCGAAAUUUGGUUAGAGGACUUUGCGAAAGAGAUGAAAGUCACACUGAAGCAUCUAUUGAAGCAAUGCGUGUCGAUCACCGACCUGUUCAAGUAUCCAUUGCAGAUCUUGUCGUUGACGGAACACUUGCAUUUCACGGCGAACGUUGAGACGGCGAUCGCGAACGGCGGGAGCUUUACACAGCUGGCACACGAUCUCCGUCAACAUUUGAAUGAGUAUACAACAUUUGAUCCUGCAUCGGUAGAGAACGUCGCAGACCGCAACGUGGCAGAGCUGAAGAUAAAGUCGUUGAUUCUGGAUGUCAUCCAUUUCAGCGAUAUCGUUGCGCAACUGCAGGAAGCAGGACUCAAGACCGUCUCAGACUGGACCUGGCAACGCCAACUGCGCUUUUAUUUCAAUCCAGAUGAUGAAUGUGUGAUGAAGAUGAACGAUGCGGAGUUCCUCUACACAUACGAGUACCAGGGUAUUCCUCCGAAGCUUGUACAUACGCCCCUUACUGAUAAGUGUUAUCUGACGCUAACGCAAGGCAUGGCCAGCGGCUUCGGCGGAAAUCCAUUUGGGCCUGCUGGUACAGGGAAGACAGAGUCGGUCAAGGCCUUAGGUGUUCUUUUCGGACGGCAAGUUCUUGUAUUCAACUGCGAUGAAGGCAUAGACUAUAAAAGCAUGGGAAGAAUCUUCGUCGGGCUGGUGAAAUGCGGCGCUUGGGGAUGUUUCGAUGAAUUCAACCGCCUUGAGGAAGCGGUUUUAUCGGCGGUCUCGCAGCAGAUCCAGACUAUACAGGCGGCUCUAAAGUCUAAAGCAGCAUCGGUUGAUCUCCUCGGCCGAGUCGUGAACCUGGAUCAGAAUUCCGGAAUCUUUGUGACACUCAACCCUGCAGGAAAGGGUUACGGGGGUCGUCAGAAGCUACCCGACAACCUGAAGCAGUUGUUCCGCUCUAUUGCCAUGACACACCCCGACAACGAGUUGAUUUCGGAGGUGAUUCUGUUCUCGGAAGGGUUUCAACGGGGCAAAGAUCUGGGAGCCAAGGUCGUGUCGGUGUUUGUUUUGUGCAAACAACUAUUGUCGCAGCAGCAGCACUAUGAUUGGGGUUUGCGUCCCCUCAAAGCCGUGUUGGGCCUCGCUGGCCGUCUGUUGCACGCAGAGAAACGUUCGGGAACAAUCGACCCCGAGCGCGAGCGUUGUGUCGUCGUCAAGGCACUCAGGGUCAAUACUCUCUCCAAAUUGACGUUCGCGGACAGCCUGCGCUUUGAAGGCGUAAUGAGUGACAUCUUUCCGGACGUCAACAUAGAAGAAGUAGACUACCGCGAUCUGGCUGUUGCUGUGAAGGCGGCUUAUGCCGAGUUGAACUUGAUCUACAUAGAGUCACAAGCGGAGAAAAUCUAUCAAUUCUAUCAAGCAUGCAAGCAAAGGAUGGGAGUUGUCUUGGUAGGCCCUUCGGGAUCGGGCAAAAGUACCUUGUGGCGGGUUUUACGGUUGGCAUGGCAGAAGGUCGGCCAAUCACUCCGCUACCACGUGUUCAAUCCCAAAGCUAUUGAGCGGAACCGGCUUCUUGGCCACAUGGACAUGGAUACACGUGAAUGGUUUGAUGGUGUCCUGACGUCCGCCUCUCGCCAAGCGGUGAAGGAGCCUACGAAUGUGCACACUUGGGUCAUAUCGGACGGAGACAUUGAUCCCGAAUGGGUCGAAUCAUUGAACUCCGUGUUGGACGACAAUCGAUUGUUGACGAUGCCGAGCGGCGAGCGGAUCCAGUUUGGACCGAACGUGAAUUUCAUUUUUGAAACCCACAAUCUCACAUUUGCGUCCCCGGCCACCGUCAGUCGAAUGGGUAUGAUCUAUCUUUCCGAUGAAACACUGGAUAUCAGGGCCCUGGUUCAGGGAUGGAUUCUGAAGCAGCAUGAGGAUGCCCGCGCACAGCUGUCUCAGUGGGUCGAUGCGUACUUCUAUCGGAGUAUCGAUUGGGUUCUUUCCAAUGCCAAGCUGGUCACCGACACAAGCAAAGUCGGACUAGUUAUGAACGGACUUUCGCAGCUUGGGAGCACUCGCACACACAUACAAUUCCUUUAUAGCCUGAUUCGAGGGCUAGGGGCAAACGUUCAGAUCGAAGAUCGUUUGAAAUUUGCUAACGAGCUUCUCCGGUGGGCCAACGAAGAGUCACAAGAUCCAAAACGCACUCUGGACUACUUCGUUAAUGAUAACGGGAGCCUGGAUCAGUAUUCUCUGCAGGAGCAAACGGACAUCAAGGUUGACAUCGAAGAUUUGGAAAACAUCCCGCUCGUUCUGACUCCAGACAUUCGCAAAGCUUUCGAUACUGUGAUGCCAUGGAUCGUGGAUAACCAACCUGUGCUUUUGGUCGGCCCGGAAGGUGCUGGAAAGCAUAUGUUACUCCGGCAUUGCUUCUCGUCCUUGAAAUCAACGGCCAUCGCCAUGAUCCACUGCAGUGCGCAAACCAAGUCUAGUCAUGUGCUACAGCGGCUGAAGCAAACAUGCACCGCGGCUCAGACGAGUGCCGGUAGGGUCUUGCGGCCGCGCGAUGCGGAUCGACUGAUCAUCUAUCUCAAAGAUAUCAAUCUGCCUAAACCCGACAAGUAUGCGACAGUGGAGCUGAUCCAGUUUCUUCAGCAACUUCUGACGUACCAAGGGUUUUACGACAGCAAUCUGGAGUGGAUAGGAAUUGAGCAUAUCCAGAUCGUUGCCUCGAUGAACCCUUCCGCCACAAUGGGAAGGCACGAUCUGUCAACUCGAUUCACCUCCGUCAUAAGACAGAGUUUCAUCACGUAUACCGACCGCGAUCAACUUCAAUCGGUUUAUCGGCUGUUGCUUCAGCCUGUGCUCGCCAACGCGUUCCCCGGUCAUAAAGUUUGGACAUUGCCCAGAAACGUGCAAAAGUUGGCGGCCACGAUGCUAUCCGUGUAUGACUUUUUGCGCCAACACUACACACCUGAUGUCAAGCCUCACUAUCUUUUCACUCCUCGGGAUCUGACCCGCUGGACCAUGGGGAUUCGACGUUAUGAGCUAGUGCAUUCGGAACAGGACGAACUGCUCAACAUCAUCGCUUAUGAGGCUCGCCGACUCUUCCAAGAUCGUCUUGUGGGAUCGAGCACGAAGACCAGAUUCGCUGACUCGCUCAAUGGCAUCAUCCGCAAUGAGUGGAACCACGAAGUAGAUAUUGAAAGCAAAAUCUACACCGCGGCCCUUAGCACGGCCUCUAGAAUCAAUCUCCAUGGGAGAAGGGGUCUGACAGAAGUGAGCAAACAGGACUUCAUAAAAAACAUCUUGGAUGCACUCAAGAUCUUCGAACGGGACAAUAGAGAUUUGAAUCUGUCGCUGAUUCCGGAAACCGUCGAGCAGAUUGCUCUAACGGAGUGGGCACUGGGUCAGCCUGGAGGUUCCCUCUUACUCGCGGGCCGCCCUGGGGUUGGUCGCCUGCAGGCCGUGUUGAUUGUCAAUCACAUGCUGAAACAUAAGUUCUGGUCACCAAGCGUUGGGCGUGGCUAUAGCAUGAAGGAGUUCUCCAAUGACCUGAAGCAGAUACUGCAAGCGACGGGUGUCAACGGUGAAGAGACCGUGCUGGUGAUGGAAGACCACCACCUGCAGGAUGCAAGCAUACUCGAGAGCUUGAAUAGUUUGCUCAGCGGUGGCGAAGUUCCUGGGCUGUAUGCGCAAGAUGAACUCGAUGCCGUGCUCGGCUCUCUCAAGAAUCAGCAUUCCGAGGAGGGCUAUAGAGGCAGCUUAUUCGAGUUCUUUGUCACUCGCAUAAGAAGGAAUCUUCAUGUCGUCCUCCUCAUGGACUCGGCUUCGCCAGAUUUUGUGCAACAUUGCGAAUCGAAUCCAGCGUUCUACACCAGAUCUCAAAUCGGAUGGGUGGAGACCUGGGCCCCCAGGAGCAUGUUCGAGUUUGCUAAAGCAGGCUUUGAGCGUUCUGAUGUUCUCGCCAAACUCGCAGAUAAGGAGAAAUUGAUCAAGAUGAUCAUUCAGCUCUUUUCUGAGUAUAAAUCGAAAGGGAUCAACCCCCGGCAUUUCAGCAACUACAUGACGGUCUACGAGCAAAUCUUCCGUCAGAGACAAGCAUCAUUUGACCAUAAGAAGAAGUAUCUGUCAGGGGGUCUGAAAAAGCUCAAUGAGGCUGCCAAAUACGUCGAUAAACUUUCCGCUGAUGCGAAAAAGCGUGGGGAAGAACUGGCUGAGAAACAGCGCGAGGCAGAUGUGGCCCUGAAGCAAAUCACCGACAGUAUGGUCAACGCAUCCGAACAAAAGAAGGAGAUGGAGCAGCUGACGAUCAAGCUGAAAGAAGAAGAAGAAAAGAUGGUGAAACGAAAAGCUGCCAUUGAGCAGGAGCUUGCGGAAGUGGAGCCGCUCGUCACAGCAUCCAAGGCGGCUGUGGGCGAUAUUCGCUCGGAUAGUCUAUCCGAGAUUCGUUCGCUGAGAGCGCCUCCACCAGCCAUCCGAGACGUUCUGGAGGGUGUGUUGCGAAUGAUGGGCAUAUUGGACAUGUCGUGGAAUAGCAUGAAAUCGUUCCUCGGAAAGCGCACUGUGAAAGAAGAAAUCAUGAACUUCGACGCUCGGAGUAUCAAUAAACAGGUGCGGGUCUCCGUUGGCGAACUACUGAAGGAAAAGAGGGAUUCAUUCGAGGAAGCAACUAUUAAGCGAGUCUCAGUGGCCGCCGCCCCGCUGGCUGCUUGGGUGAAGGCAAAUCUGCAGUACUCGGCGAUUCUCGAGAAGAUUCAACCCUUGGAAACGGAUUUGAAUCGCCUAACUAAGUCAUUGGAUACUUCCCGCGAACGAGUCGACAAGUUGAGAGGCGAACUAGCAAUCGUGGAUAGCCGUGUGGCAGAGUUGAAGGCAGGAUUCUCGUCAAAGACGCGAGAUGCAGAGGUUCUCCGUGCGGGUUUGGAAAAGGCUGAGUUUACGAUCAAGGCGGCCCAGGGUCUGCUCAAGAAGCUUUCAGGCGAAGGAAAGCGAUGGGCCAUCCAAGUGCAGGAAAUCAAUGAAUCCCUCCGCACGCUAGCCAUGAACACCCUACUGGCUUCUGCAUGUGUUACGUACCUAGGAGGCGCCACGGAAGACGAACGUAGCCGAACCAUCUCCGAAUGGCAAAAGAUCGUGGAUAUUCCAAACUUCAGCUUCAAAGAAGCGAUGACCACCGAAAGCGAACAGUUGAUCUGGAAGUCUGAAGGCUUGCCAGCGGAUGUUCUCUCGGUUGAGAAUGCGGCCAUCAUCAUCAACUGCAACACUACUCCGCUGAUUGUGGAUCCAUCCGGCCAGGCAGCAGCAUGGUUGAAGACGCAUCUCGCUGAGCGGAAACCUGAAAUUGUCAACCAACAUGAUGACAACUUCAUCCGUUCUCUGGAAUUGGGGAUACGGUUCGGAAAGACGCUAGUCGUGCAAGAGGUUACCGACAUCGAGCCUUUGCUCUUUCCCCUAUUGCGAAAGGAUUUGCAGAAGCAAGGGCCUAGAUCAGUCCUGCAGAUGGGCGACAAGACCAUUGACUACAACGACGCUUUCCGAUUGUACCUUGUGACUCGUAGGGCUGACUUUGUCAUCCCCACGUACGCCGAGGGGUACAUCCAAGACAUUAACUUUACCGUCACGAGGGCCGGGUUAGCUGGACAGCUUCUCGGCGUGACGCUGAAGCACGAGAAACCCGAACUCGAGAUCGAGAAAAUGAAGCUUUUGAAGAAUGAGGAAGAGCUCAAGAUUCAGCUGGCUCGUUUGGAAGAGUCGUUACUGUCCGAACUCGCAAACUCACAGGGCAACAUUUUGGAGAACAAGACCCUGAUAGAUUCUUUGAACGAGACGCAACAGAAAAGCAGCGUCAUCGCGAAUGGUUUGCAAGAAUCGCGAAGGCUGCAGGAAGCGCUUGAUAGGGAAAGAGACAAGUUCGCGCCGCUAUCCAGCUUCGGAAGCCUGCUGUUCUUUGCCAUGGCUGAUCUCGCAAGGCUGAACAACAUGUAUCGGUUCUCGCUUUCCUCAUUCUUGCGCCUUUAUUCGCAAGCCUUGGGAGCAGAGUCCUCGGCAACUAAUGACGGCACGGAGCUGCGUGUGCAGUUAUUGAUGUCGAUACUGGAAAAGUCUUCGUACAACUACAUUUCACGUUCAAUUUUCAAAGCGGAUCGGCAUGGUUUUGCACUCCAUCUUGUGCAUUCGUUGCAUCCAGAGCUGUUCGACAAGAAUGAAUGGGAGCUUCUAACCGGCUCUAUAGUGUCGGUCGAAGAGACGCACGUGGAUGAGGUUCCAGGAUGGGUCCCUGCCGAGCGCGCUGUAGCUUGGACGCAGCUCGAGACUUCUUUGCCGUCCCUUGUGCAAAGAUUACAGAAAACCGACUCCUCGCUCUGGACAAGAUGGUUGAAGCAUCCCAAAUGCGAACUUGAGGGUCCAGUACCGAAGCUAAGCGGAAUCCAAAGAGUACUACUUGUCCAGGCGUUACGACCGGACCGGCUGUUGAGUGCAAUGACUAGUUUCUGUUGCGGUGUCAUGGGAUUACCAACCCUCGCACCAGCCGCGAUGAACCUGGCCAAAAUGUCGGGCGAAGAGUCCAUUCCGACCGAGCCGAUCCUAUUCAUCACCACUGCGGGAGCAGAUCCCUCAGACGAGCUCCGUGAACUCGCUGUGAAGGAAGUCGGGGAAAGCAAAUACCAUCAAGUCGCCAUGGGACAAGGACAAGGUGACACCGCGCUAUCGAUGCUGCGAGAUGGCAUGAGAAGCGGAGGAUGGGUCUGCCUUCAGAACGUCCACCUGGUUACCAGCUGGCUUCCCAUUUUGGAAAAGGAGAUUGCUUCGAGUAAACCACAUGAGAAGUUUAGAUUGUGGCUCACCUCAGAGGCGCACGCCAACUUCCCGAGCAGCUUGCUGCAGAAUUGCCUCAAGAUUACGGUUGAAGCUCCUCCUGGCGUGAAGAACAAUCUGCUGCGAACCUACGAGGCGUGGACUCCUGCUUUCAUCGCCGAUGGCCCCGUGCACCGAGCGCAGGCACUGUUCGGGCUAGCAUGGUUCCAUGCGGUCAUUCAGGAACGCAGGACAUACAUUCCUCAAGGAUGGAACAAAUUCUACGAGUUCUCGGCUGCCGAUCUGCGUUCAAGUGCAGAACUCAUCAGCAAAAUGUGCUCGAAUGCCAAAGCUCCGCAAUGGCAGGUUCUCCAUGGAUUGCUGGAGAACGCAAUCUACGGCGGAAAGAUCGACGAGCCUCAUGAUGCUUUGAAGCUGAGGACCUACUUGAAAGAGUACUUCAACGAUGAUGUCUUCACAAUCGCUGGCAAAGCCCCGACCAAGAGGCUGGGCAAGGGCUUGUCACUCCCAAACGUCACCGACCACACGGCAUAUCAAUCUCUCAUCGGGGAUCUUCCGGAUAUCGACGAUGUGACAUCUUUCGGUCUUCCCGGCAACAUCGACCGUAUUUUGCAACGAAACACGAGUCAGAUAGUCAUUACCCAGCUGAAGGCUUUGAGACGAGUCGACAGUCAUGGUCAACAGUUUGACAAGGAUGUUUGGACGAAAGAGCUCGGACCAUUUUUGCAGCUGUGGCGGAAGCUGCAUAGUGGACAACAGCUACUACAGAAGAAGGUCCAACAAGACCCAAAAGCUUCGCCUACGGAAUCAUUUUUUGCAUUGGAAUUGACCAAUGCAAUCACUCUGCUGCUUCGUAUCGACGCUGACUUCAGAGCGAUUACAAAAGUCAUCAAAGGCACGAUGUUACUGACGAACGACGUGAUAAGCGUCGCACAUGCAUUGAUUCGCGGCGAAACUCCUCAAAGCUGGAUCGCCAAAUGGGACGGAGGACCGGAAAUCCCUCAGCAAUUUCUCAAAGAGGCCGUGUCAAACACGAUAUCGGUGGAGAGCUCACUGCAGAAAGCCUCCACCGGCACCUUAUUUACUCAGCCUCUGAGCCUGGCCAAGCUGUUCAACCCAGUAACAUUCCUGAACGCUUUGCGACAACAUACAUCUCGCCAACUGAAGAUACCAAUGGACACUCUCAAAUUGACGACAUCGUGGGAUUCGAAACAGCUCUCCACAUCCACAGCCAUGAUCUCUGUAGAUGGCCUGUUUCUGCAAGGAGCGUCCUUCAACGGAACUCGCCUAUCGGAGGCCCACGCAGAGGAUCCUACCUUCGUUCAAGUGCCCCUGUGCAAUAUCGCGUGGGUGCCAAAAGACCGAGCCGAAGGGACGCGGGGCAUCAUCCAGACCCCAUUGUACACGAGCCCUACCAGGGAGAAACUGGUUUGCAAUGUUGGACUACCAUGUGAAACUACCGGUGCCGAGGCCUGGAUCCUCGCCGGCGUCGCUCUAUUCCUGAAGGCAGAUUGAUGUCCAUAGAUUGUAUACACUUGUACAUAUGCUGUCAUCAUACAUAAGAGACUUCUAGAUCCAGUGCA
This is a messenger RNA of Fimicolochytrium jonesii, 12874 nucleotides long. RefSeq names its product dynein heavy chain and region D6 of dynein motor-domain-containing protein. Gene Ontology annotation, cellular component: dynein complex. The transcript is spliced from 12 exons. The record is from RefSeq and is a predicted model, not a curated record. The coding region runs from base 72 to 12806 and encodes 4244 amino acids. Lineage: Eukaryota; Fungi; Chytridiomycota; Chytridiomycetes; Spizellomycetales; Powellomycetaceae. Gene Ontology annotation, biological process: microtubule-based movement. Gene Ontology annotation, molecular function: ATP binding; ATP hydrolysis activity; dynein intermediate chain binding.